Vitis riparia (riverbank grape) is the source of this 1226-nucleotide messenger RNA. RefSeq lists its product as uncharacterized. The transcript is spliced from 8 exons. The record is from RefSeq and is a predicted model, not a curated record. NCBI's taxonomy places the organism in Eukaryota, Viridiplantae, Streptophyta, Magnoliopsida, Vitales, Vitaceae. Bases 243 to 1010 code for a protein of 255 amino acids.
UAGUCGACCGUUGGACUUGUGCAGCUGGCUUUUCAGUCUUUCACACGCCUUUCACUCGACUUUUCGGACAACUUUAUUUUCUUUGAUAUAAAACCCUAAGAACAAAUUCAAAUGAGUGGCCUCAAUCUCAAUUUUUCAUCCACCUUCUUCACUGCCUCUCUGCCUCUAACCCAAUCCCAAAUUCCAAACCCUAAAUUUCCUCAAUUCCAACGAUACUCUUUCAGAAAUCGACAGACUAAACGAUGUGGUUUCAUAGCAGCACAUGCUGGCUCUUCCGGUCUUCCGCUCCUCCAUUUGAUAUAAACCAGGUUCUUAUUCCAUCUGAGAGUAAGACACUACACUUGUAUGAAGCAAGAUAUUUAGCACUGUUGGAAGAGUCUUUAUUUCAAAAGAAGAAGCUCUUUGUGCAUUUUGUUUUGGAUCCUGUUAUCGUUGGUGAUUCAUCAGCCGGAUCAUCCUUUGCUGCUAGAUAUGGUUGUUUAGUCAUAAUAGAAAAUGUUGAGCGAUUAGAUGUUGGAGCAUUAGUCUCAAUAAGGGGAAUUGGUCGUGUCAAGAUCAUGGAAUUUGUUCAGGCAGAUCCAUACUUGAAAGGUAUAGUCAUUCCAAUGCAGGACAAUAAUUCUGAAUGUGUGAGUGAAAUAAGCUCUAAAGUUUCAGAACUUAAGGAGGCUCUUUACAGUUUGAAUAGCUUGGAGAUCAAACUAAAGGCUCCUAAGGAGGAAUUGUUGCAAACAUGUAUUGCCAAGUCCUUAACGUGGGCAGAAAAGGAGCCUUCUGUGGAUUGUGAUGAAGCUUUUGUUCCAUCAUUGGCUGAACGAAUAUCCUUUGCAGCACUUCAACCUGUAACAGGAUCAACUCAAUCAGAAUUGCUGGAGUUGCAGAGAGAGAAGUUAAGAGCCAUGGAUGUCAGAGAAACACUAGAAAGGAUAGAUGAUUCUUUACAACUCGUUAGAAAGUCUAUUUCCAUGGUUGUAGCCAAGCUCGCCAUUCAAUCACUGGAGGUUCAGUAAGCCUGGGAGAUAAUGCUUGGAAUAACCUUUUUCUAAGACUCAACUCUCAAUAAUUGUUCAUUUGAAUGGACAACAUGCAACAUGAAAAAAGAAAGGGUCCAGCUACAGUAUCAAAAAGGGUAUUCAUCAAAACCUGUGACUAAUGCUUUAUUUCCAUUGUUUUGUACAUUGGUCUUAUUGAUCUAUACUUUAAUCUCAUCUUUUGUACCUUGGUCC